This is a messenger RNA of Halichondria panicea, 808 nucleotides long. Its product is annotated as axin interactor, dorsalization-associated protein-like. Bases 205 to 699 code for a protein of 164 amino acids. Lineage: Eukaryota; Metazoa; Porifera; Demospongiae; Suberitida; Halichondriidae. Gene Ontology annotation, cellular component: membrane. The transcript is spliced from 3 exons. The record is from RefSeq and is a predicted model, not a curated record. Gene Ontology annotation, molecular function: phosphatidylinositol binding.
CUAUAAUCCUUGUGGGAUUUUCUUAUCUUUGCUAUUGUUUGUAUAACUACAUUUGGAAGAUAAGCAAUAUAACGUUUUCAUUUGCUGUUGGAACUGCUUACCAAUGCUUGUAUAUAUCUGUGUAUAGCUACAAUCAAGAGUAGAGAACUGAAAGCUAUCAAUAACAUACACACUAAUCAUGGUGUACAUAGAUGUUUAGUGUGUAUGUUGUGUAACCAUGGUGUUUGUUUUGCAGCUGGCAGUCUGAUAACAAGUCGUGAUAUGCUACCCGGUCUCAACUACCUCACCAUCUCCAUUGACAAGUUUGGUAUCAAAGAUCCUCAAUACUACCUCGACCCUUACAUCAGUGUCAGUGUUAAAAAUUUCCAUGGCGAUGACAUAGAGGUGUCCCAGGACACUCCGCUAGCCAAUCAGAAAGAGGGCUCCCACAUCCAGUUUGGUGUGUCAGUGUUGAUACGAUCACCACUAGAGGAGCUGCCGGAGGGAGCGGCCAUCUUCUUUGAGUUCAAGCAUUACAAGCCGAACAAGAAGAGAGUCAGUACCAAGUGCUUCUCUUUCAUGGAAAUGGACGAAAUCAAACCUGGCAAGGCUGCUCUGGAAAUUUACAAAAAACCAACUGAUUUCCAUCGCAAGAAGUUGUCGCUGCUCUCAGCUAAGCCUCUCUACCUUCAACUGACUCUGAACAUUCACAAAAGCUAGCUCACUUGUUGCUAAGUAAUUCACAGUCUACUCUUGUACUGAUCACUUGUUUUCAUCAUCCCCAAGUUUGUUGUUCUUGUAACACAAUAAUGUUUAUAUUCAGCAAUAA